Messenger RNA from Talaromyces marneffei, 7068 nucleotides. RefSeq lists its product as uncharacterized. Gene Ontology annotation, biological process: spliceosomal tri-snRNP complex assembly; mRNA splicing, via spliceosome. The transcript has 2 exons. Lineage: Eukaryota; Fungi; Ascomycota; Eurotiomycetes; Eurotiales; Trichocomaceae. Gene Ontology annotation, cellular component: catalytic step 2 spliceosome; U5 snRNP. Gene Ontology annotation, molecular function: protein binding; U5 snRNA binding; U6 snRNA binding. The record is from RefSeq and is a predicted model, not a curated record. Bases 1 to 7068 code for a protein of 2355 amino acids.
AUGGCUUCACUUCCACCUCCGCCCCCUCCAGGAUGGGGUCCAGCACCUCCUCCUUCCAUGCCUUCGGCGCCCCCGCCCCCCGGAUAUCGACCUCCUGCCGACCCUAAAGUCGCAAAGUUCGCUCAGAAAAAAACAGAAUGGUUGAGGACUCAGCGCAAUAGGUUCGGCGAAAAGAGAAAAGGUGGUUUUGUUGAAUCCCAAAAGACUGAUAUGCCGCCUGAGCAUUUGCGAAAGAUUGUCAAGGAUAUCGGCGAUGUGUCGCAGAAAAAGUUCAGCAGUGAUAAGCGCAGUUAUCUGGGAGCUUUGAAGUUCAUGCCUCAUGCUGUUCUCAAGCUACUUGAGAAUAUGCCUAUGCCCUGGGAGUCGGCUCGUGAGGUAAAAGUCCUGUACCAUGUCAACGGUUGUCUUACUUUGGUCAACGAGAUACCUCGAGUCAUUGAGCCUGUUUUCCAUGCCCAGUGGGCGACCAUGUGGGUUUGCAUGCGAAGAGAAAAAGCAGAUCGACGCCAUUUCAAGCGUAUGCGCUUUCCACCGUUCGACGACGAAGAACCGCCACUUUCAUGGUCUGAGAAUAUUGAGGACGUUGAACCUUUGGAACCUAUCCAGAUGGAGUUGGAUGAGAUCGAAGAUGCCGCCGUCUAUGAGUGGUUCUAUGACCACAGGCCGCUUCUUGAUACCCCUCAUGUGAACGGACCGAGCUAUAAGAAAUGGAACCUAUCGCUACCACAAAUGGCGACUCUCUACCGAUUGAGUCAUCAGCUAUUAAGUGAUGUGGUUGACAAGAACUAUUUUCACAUGUUUGAACUGAAUAGCUUCAUCACAGCCAAAGCUCUGAAUGUGGCCAUGCCUGGAGGGCCUCGAUUCGAACCUCUAUACAAGGAUAUCGACCCGAACGAUGAGGACUUUGGCGAGUUCAAUGCUAUUGACCGCAUCAUUUUCCGUUCCCCCAUCCGCACCGAAUAUCGUGUGGCAUUCCCCUACCUAUAUAAUUCUCUUCCACGAAGUGUUAAGCUUUCGUGGUACUCGCAUCCUCAAGCCGUUUAUGUGCGAUCUACUGAUCCAAAUCUUCCAGCCUUCUACUUUGACCCCGUCAUUAAUCCCAUCUCCUCACGAUCUGUCGCACCAAAGAAUAUCAUUCUCUCUCAUGAAGACGAGAUCUUUGGUGUGGGUAACAAUGAAGACGACGACUUUGAACUUCCAGGCGACGUCGAACCUUUCUUGGCGGAUGAAGAGCUUUACAACAGCGAUACCGCAUCUGCCAUCGCCCUCUUGUGGGCUCCUUUCCCAUUUGAUCGCCGUUCUGGUAGGAUGGUUCGUGCUCAAGACGUGCCAUUGGUGAAGCAAUGGUACCUCGAACAUUGCCCACAAGGCCAACCUGUCAAAGUCCGGGUGUCAUACCAGAAACUUUUAAAGACAUAUGUGCUCAACGAGCUGCAUAAGACGAAGCCCAAAGCUCAAAACAAGCAGAAUCUCUUGAGAACGCUCAAAGGUACCAAGUUCUUCCAGACUACAACAAUUGACUGGGUCGAAGCAGGUCUUCAAGUCUGCAGACAAGGCUUCAACAUGUUGAACCUGCUUAUUCACCGAAAGAACUUGACUUACCUUCACCUUGACUACAACUUCAAUCUCAAGCCCGUGAAAACUUUAACCACGAAAGAGCGAAAGAAGUCUCGUUUCGGUAACGCUUUCCAUCUUAUGCGAGAGAUCUUGCGUUUGACAAAGUUGAUUGUCGACGCGCAAGUGCAGUACCGACUCGGCAACAUCGACGCAUUCCAGCUCGCUGACGGUAUUCUUUAUGCCUUCAACCAUGUUGGACAAUUGACUGGUAUGUACCGUUACAAGUACAAGUUGAUGCACCAAAUCCGAUCCUGCAAGGACCUGAAGCAUCUGAUCUAUUACCGUUUCAACUCCGGUCCAGUGGGCAAAGGUCCAGGUUGCGGUUUCUGGGCUCCAGCAUGGCGUGUGUGGCUGUUCUUCAUGCGUGGAAUCAUCCCAUUGCUUGAAAGAUGGCUUGGUAACCUGCUUUCUCGUCAGUUCGAGGGCCGUCAUAGCAAGGGUGUUGCUAAGACUGUGACAAAACAACGUGUGGAAUCUCAUUUCGACUUGGAAUUGCGUGCCUCAGUCAUGGCCGAUCUCAUUGACAUGAUGCCUGAAGGUAUUAAACAGAACAAGGUCAACACCGUUCUGCAACAUCUUUCUGAAGCAUGGCGAUGCUGGAAGAGUAAUAUCCCAUGGAAGGUGCCAGGUCUACCAGCACCCAUUGAGAACAUUAUUCUCCGAUACGUUAAAGCCAAGGCUGACUGGUGGAUAUCCGUUGCUCAUUACAAUCGUGAGAGAAUCCGACGUGGGGCCACUGUGGACAAGACAGUUGCAAAGAAGAACUUGGGUCGCCUGACACGGUUGUGGUUGAAGGCAGAGCAAGAAAGACAGCACAAUUACCUCAAAGACGGUCCCUAUGUGUCAUCUGAAGAAGCCGUUGCCAUCUAUACCACAACUGUUCACUGGUUGGAGUCUCGAAAGUUUUCUCCAAUUCCCUUCCCCAGUGUGUCUUACAAGCAUGAUACUAAGAUUCUGAUCUUGGCUCUUGAACGUCUACGAGAAUCUUACUCCGUCAAGGGCCGUCUCAAUCAGAGUCAGCGUGAGGAGCUUGCUCUCAUUGAGCAGGCUUAUGACUCCCCCGGUACUACAUUGGCCCGAAUCAAGCGAUUCUUGUUGACACAGCGAGCCUUCAAAGAAGUUGGAAUUGACAUGAACGACAAUUACAGCGACAUCAAUCCUGUUUACGACGUUGAGCCGAUUGAAAAGAUCACAGAUGCUUAUUUGGACCAGUAUCUGUGGUACCAAGCGGACCAACGCCAUCUGUUCCCUUCGUGGAUCAAACCUUCUGAUUCUGAGGUUCCGCCUCUACUGACUUACAAAUGGGCCCAAGGAAUCAACAACCUGUCUAACGUCUGGGAGACUGCUGACGGCGAGACAAAUGUUAUGAUUGAAACCAAAUUGUCCAAGGUCUACGAAAAGAUCGACUUGACUUUGCUCAACCGACUUCUUCGUUUGAUCAUGGACCACAACUUGGCCGACUACAUCACUUCUAAGAACAAUGUUCAAUUGAAUUAUAAAGAUAUGAAUCAUACGAACAGCUACGGUUUGAUUCGGGGUCUUCAGUUCUCUGGUUUCGUCUUCCAGUACUAUGGCUUAGUUAUCGAUCUCCUUCUUUUGGGUCUUCAACGAGCAACUGAAUUGGCUGGCCCUCCUCAAAGUCCAAAUGACUUUUUGCAGUUCAAGGACCGUGCUACUGAGACACGGCAUCCUAUCCGUCUAUACACCCGCUAUGUCGAUAAGAUCUGGGUUUUCUUACGUUUCAGUGCGGAUGAAUCUCGAGAUCUUAUCCAACGUUUCUUGACCGAGCAGCCAGACCCUAACUUUGAGAAUGUGAUCGGUUACAAAAAUAAGAAGUGUUGGCCACGUGACUCCAGGAUGCGUCUCAUGCGCCAUGAUGUCAACCUCGGACGUGCUGUUUUCUGGGACUUGAAGAACAGAUUGCCGCGGUCUAUCACCACAAUUGAAUGGGAUGAUACAUUUGCCAGCGUGUACAGCAGGGACAAUCCAAAUCUGCUCUUCUCUAUGUGCGGUUUUGAAGUCCGCAUCCUUCCCAAGAUCCGCAACCAGAACGAAGAGUUCCCUGUGAAGGAUAGUGUCUGGUCUCUCGUAGACAACACUACCAAGGAGCGAACUGCAUAUGCCUUCCUUCAAGUCACAGAGGAAGAUAUUCAGAAAUUCAAUAACCGCAUUCGUCAAAUUCUCAUGUCUUCUGGAUCGACCACAUUUACCAAGAUUGCUAACAAAUGGAAUACCGCCUUGAUCGCUCUUUUCACCUACUACCGUGAGGCUGCUGUGUCAACCGUGAACCUUUUGGAUACGAUCGUGAAGUGUGAAACUAAGAUUCAGACACGAGUCAAGAUUGGCUUGAACUCCAAGAUGCCUUCCAGAUUCCCUCCAGCCGUCUUCUACACACCAAAGGAACUGGGUGGUCUUGGAAUGAUUUCUGGUUCUCACAUUCUCAUUCCCGCAAGCGACAAGCGCUGGUCCAAGCAAACUGAUACCGGUGUUACCCAUUACCGCGCGGGUAUGUCGCAUGACGAGGAGACAUUGAUUCCUAACAUCUUCCGUUACAUCAUUCCUUGGGAGGCGGAGUUCAUUGACUCUCAACGUGUGUGGAUGGAGUAUUCUCAGAAGAGACAGGAAGCCAACCAACAGAACCGGCGCCUGACACUCGAAGAUUUGGAGGAUAGCUGGGAUCGUGGUCUUCCCCGUAUCAAUACACUGUUCCAGAAGGACCGAAGCACCUUGAGCUUCGACAAAGGUUUCCGUGCUAGAACUGAGUUCAAGAUCUAUCAGAUCAUGAAGAGCAAUCCAUUCUGGUGGACUAGCCAGAGACACGACGGCAAACUUUGGAAUCUUAACGCUUACCGAACCGAUGUUAUACAAGCACUGGGUGGUGUCGAGACCAUUCUUGAGCACACCCUGUUCAAGGCAACGGCUUUUCCAUCAUGGGAGGGUCUAUUCUGGGAGAGAGCUAGUGGUUUCGAAGAGUCAAUGAAGUUUAAAAAGCUCACCAACGCCCAGCGUUCCGGUUUGAACCAAAUUCCAAACCGUCGAUUCACUCUAUGGUGGUCUCCAACAAUCAACCGAGCCAAUGUCUAUGUUGGUUUCCAAGUCCAAUUAGAUUUGACUGGUAUCUUCCUUCACGGAAAGAUCCCCACCCUCAAGAUCUCUCUGAUCCAGAUUUUCCGUGCGCAUUUGUGGCAAAAGAUCCAUGAGUCUGUUGUCAUGGAUCUUUGCCAGGUCUUUGACCAGGAAUUGGAAGCUCUUGGUAUUGAGGCUGUCCAGAAGGAGACUAUCCAUCCUCGAAAGUCAUACAAGAUGAACAGCUCGUGCGCGGACAUUCUGUUGUUUGCAACAAACAAAUGGAAUGUUACUCGGCCAUCUCUCCUUUUCGAUACUAAAGAUGUCAUCGAGCCCACAACGACAAACAAAUUCUGGCUUGAUGUUCAGCUGCGGUAUGGUGAUUAUGAUUCUCACGAUAUCGAGCGUUACGUACGAGCGAAGUACCUAGAUUACACUACAGAUAGUAUGAGUAUCUACCCCUCUGCUACUGGUUUGAUGAUUGGUAUCGAUUUGGCGUACAACCUUUACUCAGCUUACGGACAAUAUUUCCCUGGUUUGAAAGCGCUCAUUCAACAGGCUAUGGCGAAGAUCAUGAAAGCAAAUCCGGCUUUGUAUGUAUUGCGUGAACGUAUUCGCAAGGGUCUGCAACUCUACGCUUCUGAGAACAAUCAAGAGUUCCUCAAUUCUCAGAACUAUUCUGAGCUGUUCAGUCCUCAGAUCCAGCUCUUCAUUGAUGAUACAAAUGUCUACCGUGUCACGAUCCACAAGACCUUUGAAGGUAACUUGACAACCAAGCCAAUCAACGGUGCCAUUUUCAUCUUCAACCCCCGUACCGGUCAAUUAUUCUUGAAGAUCAUCCACACAAGCGUUUGGGCUGGUCAGAAACGUUUGGGUCAAUUGGCGAAAUGGAAAACAGCAGAAGAAGUCGCGGCGCUCAUUCGUUCAUUGCCCGUUGAAGAACAACCCAAGCAGCUUAUUGUCACCCGAAAGGGUCUUCUUGACCCUCUUGAGGUUCACUUGCUCGAUUUCCCCAACAUCUCUAUCCGUGCAUCUGAGCUUCAACUUCCGUUCCAGGCUGCCAUGAAGGUCGAGAAGCUCGCAGACAUGAUCCUAAGAGCAACAGAGCCGCAGAUGGUUCUGUUCAACCUCUACGAUGAAUGGUUGAAAUCCAUCUCGCCUUAUACGGCCUUCUCCAGAUUGAUCUUGAUUCUUCGUGCACUUCACGUCAACACUGACAAGACUAAGAUUAUUCUUCGACCAGACAAGACCGUCAUCACUCAGGAACAUCAUAUCUGGCCAACCCUUUCAGAUGAUGAUUGGAUCAAGGUCGAAGUCCAGUUACGUGACCUGAUUUUGAACGAUUACGGCAAGAAGAACAACGUCAACGUUCAGAGUUUGACAAGCAGCGAAGUCAGAGAUAUUAUUCUUGGUAUGGAGAUCAGUGCGCCGUCGUUGCAACGUCAGCAAGCAGCCGAGAUUGAGAAGCAGCAGGAGGAUCAGAAACAGCUUACAGCUGUUACUACUAAGACUCAGAAUGUCCGUGGUGAAGAGAUCAUUGUGACAACUACCUCGCAGUAUGAACAGCAAUCGUUCGCUUCCAAGACGGAAUGGCGAACUCGCGCCAUUGCUACAUCUAACCUUCGUACUCGUGCCAACAAUAUCUACAUCUCAUCCGAUGACAUUCGCGAAGAUGGUCUUUACACAUACGUCAUGCCCAAGAAUAUCUUGAAACGCUUCAUCAUGAUUGCCGAUCUCCGAGUCCAAGUUGCCGGGUACCUUUAUGGUAGAUCACCACCUGACAACGAUCAAGUCAAGGAGAUUCGUACUAUUGUUAUGAUCCCUCAAGUCGGCAAUACUCGUGAUGUCCAGCUCCCGCAACAGCUACCUCAACAUGAGUACCUCAACGGUCUAGAGCCAUUGGGUAUAAUUCAUACUAUCUCGGGUAACGAGCCAUCUUACAUGACUGCGCAGGAUGUUACUCAGCACGCACGUCUCAUGAAUGAACAUUCAUCAUGGGACAAGAAGACAGUAACCAUGACUGUGUCGUUCACUCCUGGAUCAGUCUCGCUUGCAGCCUGGGCUCUGACUCCUCAGGGCUAUAAAUGGGGCGCCGAAAACAAGGACACCAGCUCGGACCAACCACAGGGCUUCUCCACCAGCAUGGGUGACAAGUGCCAGCUAUUGCUCAGUGACAAGAUCCGCGGAUACUUCCUGGUGCCUGAAGACAAUGUGUGGAACUACAGCUUUAUGGGUAGCUCCUUCAGCAGCGUCGAGAAGAGGCCUGUCUAUGUCAAGAUUGAUACGCCUCUUCGCUUCUACGACGACCAGCACCGUCCUCUACACUUCCAGAACUUUGCUGAGUUGGAGGAUAUCUGGGUUGAUCGUUCUGAUAACUUUGCUUAA